AUGGCCGCCGUUUCCGACUCUAAAAAGAACGACGAGCAGACGAUCAAGGUUGCAUCGAAGAAGGACCCCAAGAACAAGCCCGACGGCCCUAUCAAGCUCAAGAAACCUGCUCCAAAGUACAACAAGCCUGGAAAUUGGAGAGAGGGAAGCAUUGUUGAAGAAGACAAGAAAUCAAAGAAAGACGAUUCCGCAUCGAUAUCUGUCGCUUCUCCCGGACCCGUCGUUAACCCGCUCGAUGACAUCGCGCGUGAAGCCUUUGCUACCGGCCGACCGCUGGAGGAUACCCCGGACCUACAACAAUGCAAGCACUGCAAGAAAAGCAUCCUCAAGACAGCCGCCAAGGCCCACAUCGCCGCUUGUCUCAAAUUGAAGAAGGAGAAGGCCCAGCGGAAAAAAGAGGCGAGAGAGGCGCGCGAGCGGGCCAAGGAGGCUGCACGUGAAGAAGAAGCCAGAAAGGCAGACGAGGAUCCUGAUGGCAAAGGCGAUGAUGAUAGCGACGGUGAUGAAGACGGCGAAGGCAAAAAGGCCACCGGCAAUAAAACUGCAAAGAAGACAGGGGGAAAGAAAACCGAUGGUGAUACCGGCAAGGGCAAGAAGCGCAAGGCAGACGGAGACGCAGAGAAGGGGCCUAAGCAGAAAAAGAAGAAGGAAGAACCGAAACCAAAGGCCCCCAAACCGAAAGGUCCCGUGGACGUCGAACGACAGUGUGGUGUUCUGUUGCCCAACGGGCAGCCUUGCGCAAGAUCUCUUACGUGCAAGAGUCAUAGCAUGGGCGCAAAACGUGCCGUCGCGGGUAGAUCUCUUCCUUAUGACAUGCUUCUGGCGGCGUACCAGAAGAAGAACCAGGCCAAACAGCAGAAGGCUGCCCUCGAUGCCAAUGCUCCACUAGAGGAUGAAGAUGAAGCCAAUGCUGGGCCGGUCGACUCGGACGAAGAGACGGCCGCUGUCAUGGGUGCGCUGGCGCACUGGAACCCGCAACCUGUGGUGCCGCAACCAGUACUUAUACCCAUCAAAAGGCAGUACCAGUUAGCCAGACUUCACGAGCAGCUGCAAAUGGCGACAAACGGUGGAAGAACGAACAUUUUCAAAGUCGACGGCUUUGGGGCACAGAGACUGCCCCAAGGCCAUCCAGGACUUAACGACACGGAGGACGCACCCGGCGAGCUUGACGACGUGAACUUUGGAGGCGCCCGUAGGUCAUCUAGCUUCAGCAUGCAAAGCCAUCCUCAACGACGGCCAUCUGUAACAAGCAGAGGAUAG
Molecule: messenger RNA, 1260 nt
Organism: Colletotrichum fioriniae
Lineage: Eukaryota; Fungi; Ascomycota; Sordariomycetes; Glomerellales; Glomerellaceae
Source: RefSeq, a predicted model, not a curated record